Anopheles cruzii is the source of this 791-nucleotide messenger RNA. RefSeq names its product RNA-binding protein pno1. The record is from RefSeq and is a predicted model, not a curated record. Gene Ontology annotation, molecular function: RNA binding. The transcript has 3 exons. Lineage: Eukaryota; Metazoa; Arthropoda; Insecta; Diptera; Culicidae. Gene Ontology annotation, cellular component: nucleolus. Bases 27 to 677 code for a protein of 216 amino acids.
UUUUGGUUCGGCUGAAACGAAUUAACAUGGAAAACACCGAGAAAAGUAUGGAAGUCGACGUCGUUGCGCUGCCUAUCCAAGAAAAGGUCACAAAGAAACAAAAGCAUGAAAAAGGACCUCAAAAGUCGAAACUGGAGCUACGCAGAGUGUACAUACCACGCACACGAAAAGGGGCGCUGAAAGAGAACUGGAUGCAGAUCUUCACUCCCGUAGUUGAACAGUUAAAACUGAGGAUCCGGUACAAUAUCAAAACGAGCCACGUCGAAAUACAACCGACCAACGAAACACCAGACCUAUCCUACCUGCAGAAAGCGGCAGACUUUGUGCGAGCUUUUGCCCUCGGCUUCGAGGUCGAAGAUUCACUGGCGUUGAUCCGUUUAGACGAUCUUUUCAUUGAAACGUUCGAGGUGACGGACGUGAAGUCGCUCAAAGGUGAUCAUCUUAGCAGAGCCAUCGGGCGAGUGGCUGGUAAGGGUGGCCGCACAAAGUUCACCGUUGAGAACACGACCAAGACGCGUAUCGUGCUGCAGGACUCGAAGAUUCACAUCAUGGGCAGCUACAAGUACAUUCAGCACGCCAAGCGCGCCCUAAGUCAUCUAAUUCUCGGUUCGCCUGCCAGCAAAGUGUACGGUAAUCUGCGAUCCGUAGCCGCCAGCCAAAACUCGCAGCGGAUGUGAGAGGUCGAAGGCCGUCUUGGAUAUAAAUGGAAUUGUUUUAUAAGCAUCGGCUAAAAGAAAGUUUGGUGAGAUAUGCGAGGUGCCUCGUUAUGUUGUGCAUUUUGACUACGAAUA